Cynara cardunculus var. scolymus (artichoke) is the source of this 1069-nucleotide messenger RNA. Its product is annotated as 60S ribosomal protein L18a-like protein. NCBI's taxonomy places the organism in Eukaryota, Viridiplantae, Streptophyta, Magnoliopsida, Asterales, Asteraceae. The record is from RefSeq and is a predicted model, not a curated record. The coding region runs from base 321 to 728 and encodes 135 amino acids. The transcript is spliced from 6 exons.
ACCGACAAUCAUCGAGAGAGAGAGAGAGAGAGUCAAUUGAGCUCUGCUGUUCUUGGAGUUGAUUAAUUCUGAGAAUUUUAAACCCUAAUUUUGGUUCUUGAUUCUUGUUGCUCGUCAAUCCAUAUUCUGUUUUUCGCAAUUUUUAAUUCCAUCGCCGAACACAAUCUGUCUUCAUCUGAUUAUCGAACUGAUUUUGCUCCUAGUUUCUGAUCCGGAAACAAUCACGAAUCAAAAGCGAACGUAUAAAGCAGGUAGUUAAAGAAGUGGUGGCAGUAGCCGGGUAGCAGCCUACUGGACAUUUCAACUUUAAACCAUCGGAAAUGGAUCAGAAUGCUGCUAUGGAAGAGGGGAAGGUUUUGAAAAAUGGGCUUGAAUUGGUGAAAUCUGUUUCGGAUAAGCAUCUUGAUCUUUUGAGGCCAUCAUCUCGCUUAUUUUCAAUGUUUAAAGGGCAUGCAUACGAUCGUGAGAAAGGCAAGUAUGCGCUUAUCAGGGAUUCAGAUGAAGGACUUUAUGACAAACCCCUCCCUUGUUUUGGCUGUGGAAUUGGAUGGUUUUCUUUCUUAAUAGGGUUUGCAUUCCCUUUGAUGUGGUACUAUGCUACAUUCCUGUAUUUUGGAAACUAUUACCGGAGAGAUCCUAGGGAACGUGCAGGUCUUGCUGCUUCUGCAAUUGCUGCGAUGGGGUGUUCGAUUAUCUUGUUUAUUGUAGCAAUGAUCCUACUGUUCUAAUGGCUGAUUUGAGAUAUUGAACUGGGACCGGAAGUGUUGCAGCAGCAGCAGCAGCAGCAGCAGCAGCUUCAGCUUCAGCUUUAGCAUGUAGAUACACAAAUGCAAGUCUUGAUGAACAUGAAAUAGUUUAAAAAUUUUGUGUUAUUUGACACACAUCUUGUAUACCGCAAUCACAUCGGAUUGUACAAUCUUGAGAAAGAGUUCCGCAUACUACUACUUUUUUGCAACUGGACUUGUACAAAAGUUGUCGUUACCGAAACCUCACCUCACAUCACCUCUCGCACUUUUCAAGUGUUCGUUAGAGUUUUAUCUUGUUACUAUUUGUGUCUCCGUUUUGUGUG